Molecule: messenger RNA, 1402 nt
Organism: Megachile rotundata (alfalfa leafcutting bee)
Lineage: Eukaryota; Metazoa; Arthropoda; Insecta; Hymenoptera; Megachilidae
Biological process (GO): neuromuscular synaptic transmission; neuron-neuron synaptic transmission; clustering of voltage-gated calcium channels
Cellular component (GO): presynaptic membrane
Source: RefSeq, a predicted model, not a curated record
ACCCAAAUGAAAACGAAUUAAAAAUUAGACUUCAGUGUUAAUUUACAGUAUCUCCUUGUUUCCGCUAUUUCUAAUUUGCAUGUAAAUACAGGAAUUGACAGACCUGUCACUAUUAAUAACACAGCUUCGAAGGUUUUCAUUUUCCUGAUAAUUCGACUUACCGUAAGCAGGAUUGCAUAAAAAAAACCUGAUCCACGUGUUUGUCUGAGAGCGCAAGAUAGGCACGCGUCGAUUUAAAUCGAAUCCCGCACAUGUCUAUCCUGGAUCAAAUCCUGCGGAGUUUAUUAGCAGCUGCAUGCAAGGUAUAGUCAACGAAAGAAAAAUUAUUGUAAAAACGUAACAUAUGUUUGCGCAAGCGCCUCGUUCACACCAUGUCCAGUGAUAACGAAAGGUAUACUAGUGUUGUAAAGACAUUAGUUCGGCUAAGAGGAUUUUUCAUUCGAUAAUGAGAAUCGAAUACAGAUCUGGCUGUUAGAACGUCACGUUGUUUAAGUUUCGUUUCUUAAGUCGCGACGGUAACAUGUCGGAUUCGAACAGACAAACCAAAAGUUUGAACGAUAUUCCAGCGGUUUUUAAAAAAAGGGAGAUUGAUAAUGGCAAGUUGGAACUUUCGAAUGUUUCUUUGGGAAACGUGGCGGGUACCCGUCAUUCGGAGGAUGGAAAUUUCAUUUCCAAUGAAAGCAAAUUACUUCAAAUUCUAAAAUGUAGCAAAGAAGAGGAAGAAUUGAAAGUGUCCACUAUUUGUAUCGACGGAAGAUUCGAUAACAAUUCGAAGACCGAUCAUUUCGAUCCAUCGAAAUUCGUGAACAAGCUCGAUGAUGAGAAUACGACGGAGAAAUGUCAUUCAGAGAGGAAAUUAAAGAAGAAGAAGAAAGUUCUAGCUUUCAUCGAUUCUCUUCUUGCGUUGGUUCUGAUCGCUCCACUCACAAUUGGAUUUUGGAGAGGGGUGUGGACGUUGAUGGAUAUUCACGCGAACAUGUUUCCUGGAACGUUAACAUUCUUAUUGGGUAUUUUAAUUCACACAAUUUUCGCGAUUUUUAAAAAUGUGUUGCAUGCACGUGCAACUCGCGCAUGGAACAAGAAGACAGUGUUGAACAAAUUAGUCUGCAGAAUAACGCAGAUUGUGUACACGUACAUCUUUGGUGUUGCUUGUAAUAUGCAAUGGAGAGGUGGAUGGAUAAUUUUGGAUCGCUUUCUCAUCGGUAGUUUUUGGUAAGAUUAAUUCUUUGUUUUCUAUUUUUUUACACAUCCCUCUCGUUUUUCGUGCAAUCGAAAAGACUUACGCUGGCCACUUGAUUCGACGUACUUACUACUUAUUAAGUGAUUCAAAUUCGCAUAAAUCGCUCAUCCCUGUAGGCAUGGCAACCAGGUUUACAUUCGAAGACGAACAUGCUUCAGGAAC